This is a messenger RNA of Serinus canaria (Common canary), 3776 nucleotides long. It is a transcript of the gene TTLL3, whose product is annotated as tubulin tyrosine ligase like 3. Gene Ontology annotation, biological process: cilium movement; cilium assembly; protein polyglycylation. Gene Ontology annotation, molecular function: protein-glycine ligase activity, initiating. The record is from RefSeq and is a predicted model, not a curated record. The transcript is spliced from 9 exons. Gene Ontology annotation, cellular component: cilium. The coding region runs from base 621 to 3770 and encodes 1049 amino acids. NCBI's taxonomy places the organism in Eukaryota, Metazoa, Chordata, Aves, Passeriformes, Fringillidae.
ACAGCAAAUGGUGGGGUCAGCCCUGAUGGUGUGUGAGGGACCAUGGGGGGUGUCAGGAGAGUAUGAAAGGACUUGAAGUUGGCCUGGGGGCAGCAAGGGGCUUGGGUUGUGGGGCACAAAAGGGUGUGAGGUUUGAGUGGGGGAUGGUUGGCUGUGGACAUAGGAGGCUUUUUGUGUCCCCCCCUUGUGUGCAGUGGAGCCAUCGGGGUGGCUGGAGCUAGGGCUGUGACAUCACAGUGGUACUGGCGUUGGGGGAGCCAUAUCCUGCGUUCCAGCAUCAGUGGUACUGGGGUUCAGAGGCCAUGUCCCGUGCUGGACUCCGACUUAAGCCCCCAGCAGGACAGAGGAAUAGGCCAAGCUGCUUGGCAGAGAGGAGGAAGAGCCACCCACAGCUCUCCUCAGGCUGCCAUGGGACAAUGUGACCCAGAGAGCAGCACUGCAGGCACACAGUCCCCCAGACAGGGACAAUACUUGAGCAGGGUACACUUCAGCCACCUCAUGGCCCAGGAGGCUGGGGACAAGGAUACAGAGGGGUAUCCUGGGACUGUGCACUGCAGCUGGGAUGCUGGCAGCACAAGGCCCAGCAGGUCAGAGACUACCCUUUCAAGCACCCAAAGGUCAUGUCAGAGACAGGCAGGUCAGUGCUUUCUACCUCUCCGUGCCUGCCCUGUGGGACUGGGGAUGUGGGGACAGUGGGCUCAGACAGGGCUGUCCUCAUAGGGCAUUCAGCAACCACCACCACCAGGCACCGGGGUCGCUGCCAGCGCUUGCUUAGCCUUGAGCAGAUCAAGAAGGCUAAGCUGCAUGUGGAGAUGGCCAUUAAGGAGAAGAAGAUCUUCAUGGUACAGGGCCCCUACCCCAUCAUCCGUCGCCUGCUGCGAGCCCGGGGCUGGGUGGAGAGGAAGGCGCCCCGCACGGGCAGGCAGCAGGAGCAGCAAUGUGGUGACCAAAACAAGCAGCGGCUGCAGACAAGGCCAAGUCAUGGUAGUGCUAGGCAGAGGGAGGUGCUGCUGAACCCACGUGGUGGGGCACAGCCUCUUCUGGGGACCACAGACCCCCUGCAAUACCCGUGGCUACCUGCUGAGAAGGAGGAAGAUCAGUGUGAUGAGGACCCACACGGCAUCCAUGACCUCAUGUCCUACCUGGCACGGGACCAGUUGCCAAACUUCAUCUGGACCAACUUCCUUGAGGCCGUUGACCGUCAGCUGAUGCAGGACAACAGCGUGCUGAACCACUAUGCCCGGGUGGAUGCAUUCACCACCAAGGAGGGGCUGUGCCUCAGCCUACAAAACCUGCCGUGGAUUGAGCAAGCUGACCCCAACACCUUCUUCCCCCGGUGCUACCGGCUGGGGACCAGAGAUGAUCGAGAAGCUUUCAUUGGUGAGCUGAAGGCUGUUGCCCUCCUGUCCUUCCUUGUGCUCCCACCGCUCCGAUGUCCUGUGCAGGACUGGCUGGGGAUGAUGCCUCCCUCUUGCAGAGGAUUUCCGCCUGACAGCAGCACGCAGUCUGCUCAAACUGGCCCUGGAGGAGGCUGGGGACAGGCCAGUGAGGACCCCAGCUCAUGGGUGCUCUGCUCCCAAUCCCAUCCCCAUGCACCCAAAGCCACCCAUCCCACAGGGAGGCUCUGUCCCCAAAGCUGGCAUAGGAGUCACAUCUCUCACCCCAAGCAUUCCACAGCACAGCCAGGCUCCCCCCUGUACCCUGAGCUGGUGGAGGAAGCCCUGGAGGUCUGUAAGCAGCACCUGGGCGUGCUGCAGCACGAGGACAUCGACAGGAACACCCCGUCCCCCUGCAGGACAUGCAUCGACUGGGACAACUUCCUGCAGCAAUACUACCGUGUGGCACAUGAGGGGGCAGGGCUGAUGCUGACCAGGCAGCAGCGGAAGCAGUGCCAGAACCUGCUGCAGAGCCUGGCAGAGAAGUUGCCCCAGCUUGACAUGGAGGGCAAGCUCAACGUCUGGAUCCUCAAGCCUGGUGCUGAAUCCCAAGGCAGGGGCAUUGUCUGCAUGACGCGGCUGGAGGAGAUGCUGCAGCUGGCAUGGAGCUGCACAGCACCCUCGGUGCAGGUGGGCAGAUGGGUGGUGCAGAAGUAUGUGGAACGGAUGUUGACCAUUUUUGGCACCAAAUUCGACAUCCGGCAAUGGUUUGUUGUGACUGACUGGAAGCCACUGACCGUCUGGUUCUACCAAGACUGCUACCUGCGCUUCUGCUCCCGGCCCUUCUCCCUGCAUCACCUGGAGCGUGCCAGGCACCUCUGCAACGUCUCCGUCCAGAAGUGGUACAAGACGUCACCAGACCAGGACCCCCGUGUGCCCCCUGACAAGAUCUGGUCAAACAAGCAGUUCCAGGAAUACCUGGCACAGGUGGGGCAGGAGGAUGCUUGGCACAAGGUGCUGGUGCCCGGCAUGAAGGCGGCAAUCCUGAAUGCUCUGCGCAGCGCCCAAGACCGGGUGCACUUCCGCAAGGGCAACUUCGAGCUCUAUGGGGCUGACUUUGUGGUUGGGGAGGACCUCCAGCCCUGGCUGCUGGAGAUCAACUCCUGCCCCACCAUGAGCCCCUCCUCAUCAGUGACCCGACAGCUCUGUGCCAAUGUCCAGCGGGACACGCUGUGCCUCGUGAUUGACCGCAAGGACAACCCCACCUGUUCCAUUGGAGCGUUUGAGCUCAUCUACAAGGAGGCAGCUGUGCCCAAGCUUCUGUCAGGACGUGUGAAGCUGCUGGUCAAAGGCUGUUCCCUGAAGAGCCUCCAGUCAGCACAAGAGCAAGCCCAGGACCAGCCCCCCACCAUGGCCAAUACUCUCCAGGACCUUGCUUCCCCAAGGGCCAGAGACGGCCGCGUACCCAAGCGAACACAGCGCCAUUUCUCCACCACUGUGCCCGGUGACCGCAAGCUCCCUGUGUCCCCAAGGGCCAGAGCCACCCAUAUACGCAAGCGAGCACAGCGUCAUUUCUCCAUCUCUGUGUCCAGUGCCCCCAAGCUCUCCCUGUCCCCAGGGGGCAGAAGUGCCCAGGUGCCCCGGAGGGCAAGGCAUCGAUCUCCUACCAUGGUGCCCAGUGCUUCCAAGUGCUCUGUGUCCCCAGGGGGCAGAACCACCCAGGUGCCCUGGAGAGCUCGGCAUCGAUCUCCUACCAUGGUGCCCAGUGCCUCCAAGUGCUCUGUGUCCCCAGGGGGCAGAACCACCCAGGUGCCCUGGAGAGCACGGCAUCGAUCUCCUACCAUGGUGCCCAGUGCCUCCAAGCGCUCUGUGUCCCCAGAAGGCAGAACCACCCAGGGGACCCAGCCCAGAGCAGCAACAAAGAAGCUGCCUCCUCUGGAGCAACAGAGCCGCUGCCCUUACAUCAGUUCUGACCCCCCAGCACCACCAAAGCCUCGGGCCUCCUCUGCUGGGAGCCAGGGGCUGCCACGGCUGGGUCACCUGCCUGAACAGCCCCGGAUGAAUGGCUGCCCCCUGAAUUGGGUGCCAAUGCCACCACCCCGGGGAACCCCCAGAAACUCCUGGCUAACCCAAGGUUCUGCACGCUCCUUCCCUCCUGCCAAGCCCCCACAACAACCUCAGUCUGCACAGAGCCCCGGGACCUCGUGCCUGGAGCAGAAGGACACAGCAGCUCCCAAUGGGAAGCAGAAGACUUGGGACACUGAGACAGCCCCAGGAGUGGACAACACCCUGCCUGUCCUUGCUGAGCCAACACCGGCUGCCUCUGAUCCCAAAGAGAUCCCACUGCUGUGUCGUGGUACCCAGCUCCUCCCGCGCUUUAAAAUGAUUCUGUGAUAAGGA